Molecule: messenger RNA, 942 nt
Organism: Raphanus sativus (radish)
Lineage: Eukaryota; Viridiplantae; Streptophyta; Magnoliopsida; Brassicales; Brassicaceae
Product: thioredoxin-like 4, chloroplastic
Exons: 4
Coding region: 161-787 (208 amino acids)
Cellular component (GO): chloroplast
Source: RefSeq, a predicted model, not a curated record
GAAAAGUUGCCAACUUGGCGGAUGAGGAUUCUUCUUGUUUCCCAUGUCCAAAGAGUUUUCAGUGCUUCACUUCGUUUGCUUCUCUCUCAAACUCAACCCAUUCUCUGACACAGACUGUGGCGAGGAUAGUCGCUGGAAAAAAACUUGAUCAGAUCAUACAAUGCAGAAGCAGAGCGUUCUUCACUCGGAGUACCUAAGACUUGGAACCGAAUUGGUUCAACCGAUAAAAACUAGUGCAUUUCCUAGAUGGAACAGUCGCAGCAAUAGAGUCAGAUUGUCGUUUCUAAGAGCUGAAGCUUUUUCAUCCAUGAGUGCAGUAAACAAAAACUGCACGUGGAGAGUUAACAGCUUAGGACAGGAGAUCCAAACGGACUUGAGUGAUGAAGACGAAGAAGAUCUAUGUCCGGUUGAGUGUGUCACUGAGUUCAAGACAGAUGAAGAACUUGUUAGAGUCCUGGAGAAAGCCAAAGAGACUAACACUUUGGUUGUGGUUGAUUUCUAUCGUCCUUCAUGUGGUAGUUGUAAAUACAUAGAGCAGGGCUUCUCAAAGCUCUGCAAGCAAUCUGGUGACCAACAAGCUCCCGUUAUCUUCCUUAAGCAUAAUGUGAUAGAUGAAUAUGAUGAACAAUCAGAAGUCGCUGAAAGGCUCCGUAUCAAGUCAGUUCCUCUCUUCCACUUCUACAAAAAUGGAGUUCUGUUAGAAGCGUUUGCUACUAGAGACAAGGAGAGGAUUGACGCUUCUAUAGCCAAAUAUACUUCCUCUGAAUCCUCAAGCACAUCGGAUUAAACCGCACUUUUGGUUCUCUAUCUCUCAAAUCAUAGACAAUGAUGUAAACUAUAUUGAGCUGUUGUAAAGAUACCUGAACAGCCAUCAUUUUGUAUCAUAUUGAAUAAGACAGAUGCAACAUUUUUUUUCUAAUAUUGUAAUUUUGAUUUGAGAUU